CAGUAAGAUCCAGAGAUCCUCCCUCCUGUCUCUUACCUGUUUUCAAAGCUAACAGAAAGGGCAAGGAUGGUGGAGGCUUUCUGUGCUACCUGGAAGCUGACGGACAGCCAGAACUUUGAUGAGUACAUGAAGGCUCUAGGUGUGGGCUUUGCCACUAGGCAGGUGGGAAAUGUGACUAAACCAACAGUGAUCAUCAGUCAGGACGGGGACAAAGUGGUGAUCAGGACUCAAAGUACAUUUAAGAACACAGAGAUUAGUUUCCAUCUGGGAGAAGAGUUUGACGAAACCACUGCAGACGACAGAAACUGUAAGUCUGUUGUUAGCCUGGAUGGGGACAAACUUGUUCAUGUACAGAAAUGGGAUGGCAAAGAAACAAAUUUUGUAAGAGAAAUUAAGGAUGGCAAAAUGGCUAUGGUAAGUAAUGGCAAUUCUCCCUUGGUUCCUUCUAGCUUGGCACAGCUCACUCCUGUUCCCCAGCUCCUUCUCCCUCCCUCCCUUCGUUGA
Mirounga angustirostris (Northern elephant seal) is the source of this 504-nucleotide messenger RNA. It is a transcript of the gene FABP7, whose product is annotated as fatty acid binding protein 7. Gene Ontology annotation, biological process: fatty acid transport. NCBI's taxonomy places the organism in Eukaryota, Metazoa, Chordata, Mammalia, Carnivora, Phocidae. Gene Ontology annotation, cellular component: nucleus; cytosol. Gene Ontology annotation, molecular function: fatty acid binding. The transcript is spliced from 3 exons. The record is from RefSeq and is a predicted model, not a curated record. The coding region runs from base 67 to 504 and encodes 145 amino acids.